Messenger RNA from Dentiscutata erythropus, 660 nucleotides. Lineage: Eukaryota; Fungi; Glomeromycota; Glomeromycetes; Diversisporales; Gigasporaceae. The record is from the annotation of a GenBank genome assembly.
AUGCAUUCUAAUCCUGUACGAAAGAAUGUGAAAAAAGAGGGGAAAGUAUCAUCACUUGGCAUUGAUAUAGUUGAUAAGAUAUAUGAGAGAUAUUAUUUUAUGUACAUUCGCAUAAUUAACAGUGUAACAGUUCUUCAAUGGGCUUGGAGGACUUACAAGUUGAGACCUGAGACAUGGGCAAGUCGAGUUUGGAAUAUUGUGAGGAAUGAUACUACUCCUGAUGAAAAGAAGUUUUUAGCUAAAGACGUACCUGCAUAUCAUCAGAAAUGUCGAUAUAAUAAUUAUUCUUCACUCGAGUGGGCAGAAAAGAAGAAAGAUCAGUUAAAAGCACAAUUAGAUAAUGUAGUAUACAUAGUUACUUUUAUAGUAUUACAUCAGCAAGGCUAUAGAAUCGUUUAUUAUGGUAGUUGGUCUUAUAUGUUAAAGUGGUUAUCAAAUCCAGAAUAUUACCAUAUUGACAAAAAAUACUGGAAUUGUGAUAAUGAAAACUUUGUUAUAAGUUCAGAAUAUACGCGAUAUAUGUGUAAAAUAGCAGGCAAGCCAUAUCCAUGUAAUUCGCUAAAAAUCGACUAUUUCAAAAUUGGAUAUAUUGAUAUCUUGCGAAAGAAAACUAGUAUAGACUUUUUAAAUUUAAACAAUAAUUGUGAAUAUGUGUGUUGA